This is a messenger RNA of Oryzias melastigma (Indian medaka), 4140 nucleotides long. RefSeq names its product euchromatic histone-lysine N-methyltransferase 2 (gene ehmt2). The record is from RefSeq and is a predicted model, not a curated record. Gene Ontology annotation, molecular function: protein-lysine N-methyltransferase activity; zinc ion binding; histone methyltransferase activity. NCBI's taxonomy places the organism in Eukaryota, Metazoa, Chordata, Actinopteri, Beloniformes, Adrianichthyidae. Gene Ontology annotation, cellular component: nucleus. The coding region runs from base 112 to 3657 and encodes 1181 amino acids. The transcript is spliced from 28 exons.
GCCACGAGCACGUACGCUGAUUCCUGAUCAGUGAUUCGGAAUCAGUGUGCUUCGGAGGGGGGCGUGGCUGGAGCUGUGACGCAGCACGUUCAUCGACGUCCUUCGGGAAACAUGUCGGCGUCCCACUCAACGACAAAGGAUGACUCUAAAACUGACGACACAGAAUCCCCCAAAGACUCUAUAGCAAGAACAAGUCAAGAAAGCAAAGAGGAUGAUGAUCUCCCCACGCCAGAUGAUGCUGAGAAGGCGACGCCCACUGGGGCGGUGCAGAAACUGCUCUCAUGCCAAACGCAGAGCGACAGUGGCAGUGUUGCAGAAGAAGAAGAUACGCUGAUCCAUGCAGCAUCAAACAAACCUGCUGCAGGACACGCUGCCAAGUCUCUUUCCUCGCCGUCUUCAUCGCUGGCGUCCUCUGCGUCUUUAACCUUGUCUCCCGGUCGAGCCAAGAUGAGUGUUUGUAGCCCGUCUGGGAGUAAAUCUUCUCCUCCGCUUGCUCCAUCCUCCUCUCCUUCCACCGCCUCCACUUCUGCCUCCCCGUCUGUUUCUCCUGGCCCACCUAAGAUCCACCGGGCCCGCAAGACCAUGAGCAAACCGCAGCACGUUGGUUUUGGUGAAGCUGCUUCAGCAUCCCAGACUCCAUCAGGAUCUCCACGCCUCAUUUCUGACCCUGAAAGCGUGGUCUUAAAAAAGAGGAAGCUGGGUCAUUUAUCAGACAGCAGAUGUGAAAACAUUCCAGAUCAUUCUCAAACUGACGAGACGUUGUUUCAUAAAAAGGCAGAAACUGCUUUGAUGAAAAGCAAAAGGAAGAGCGGGGAUGAAGGAGGAGAACGGAGCCAGAGCUCCACUCCAUCCACACAAGAUUCUGGAAACUUUCAAAAUGGAGUCGAUGUGAGUGAGCGAGUGAGUGAAACUGAGGAUCACGGUUUGGAGUCUGAAACACUAAAAAGUGUCCGGAAUGAGGGCGAGGAGUCUUCGUGGUCGCUGUCAGGUCGGGGCAGGAAGAGAAGUUCUGUUGACCUGGUGGAGACAGAAGAAGAAGAACGAGCCGAUGAAUACACCGAGGUUCCUUUGGGUGACCUGGACAUCGCAGCUGCUGACAGUCUGACUCUUUCUCCUCCUCCUGACGGAAGCGACGCCGGCGACACGGAGCGCCUGGAGGAGCUUCCUCUCUGCAGCUGCCGGAUGGAAGCUCCUCGGAUCGACGGCACGAGCCAGCGCGUCAGCAGACAGUGCAUGGCCACGGAGAGUAUCAACGGAGAGCUGCGAGCGUGCACCAGCUGGACGGUGAAAGGCGAGACCAUGCGACCAUCCAGCCGGGUGUCCCUCAUGGUGCUCUGCGACGUCCAUCGCUCACACAUGGUCAAACACCACUGCUGUCCGGGCUGUGGGUACUUCUGCAUAGCAGGCACGUUUCUGGAGUGCUGUCCCGACCAGCGCAUCGCGCACCGCUUCCACCGCGGCUGUGUGACCGUGCUGAGCAGCGGGCGGAGCCGGGCCAACGGCGGCGGCAUGAUCUUCUGCCCCCACUGCGGGGAAGACGCCUCGGAAGCUCAGGAGAUCACCCUCCCCUCCUCCAGCUCCGCCGCCACCGUCGUCACUAUGUCCGCCUCCUCCACCACCACGCCGUCGCUGCCCCCCGCCGCCCCCUCAGGCCCCUCCCUCAACGCCUCCACCGGAGGCACGCAGGAUGGGAAGAUGCCGGAAAGACCCGUUAGCGCUCGGAUGCAAAGCCACGGCUUGUUCACGCUGACGGUGGAGCAGCCGCCGCAGUCGGUGGCCACCGCCGCCACUGCGACCGUCACUGCCGCCACCACCCCUCCAGGAGAGGAGGGAGUGGACAGCGUGGGGCCGUCGCUCUGCAUGCCCAACGGGAAGCCGGUCUGUCCGAGCGCACUUCCACCUGGACCCAGCAGGGCGGCGCUGCAGAAAGCAAUUCUGACACAGGACUCGGAGAGGAGGAAGAAGUUGAGGUUUCACCCCCGACAGCUCUAUCCAGCCGCCAAGCAAGGGGAGGGACAGAGAGUUCUGCUGAUGCUCAUGGAGGGAAUUGAUCCCACGUACCAGCCGGACUCCCAGAAUCGGCGCUCCGCUCUACACGCUGCAGCUCAGAGAGGCUUGCUGGAGAUCUGCUACAUGCUGAUACAGGCUGGCGCCAACGUGGACGCCAAGGACAAAGAAAUGAGGACUCCUCUGCUGGAGGCCGUCAUCAACAACCACGUGGAGGUGGCUCGCUACCUGGUCCAGAGCGGAGCGUGCGUCUAUCACGUCGAGGAUGACGGAUACACCGGCCUUCACCACGCAGCCAAGAUGGGGAACCUGGAAAUCGUCAACAUGCUUCUGGAGACGGGGCAGGUGGACGUGAACGCACAGGACAACGGGGGCUGGACACCCAUCAUCUGGGCUGCAGAGCACAAACAUGUGGAGGUGAUCAAGGCUCUGCUGAACCGAGGAGCAGACGUGUCCAUCACGGAUAAGGAGCUGAACGUUUGUCUCCACUGGGCGGCGUACGCAGGAAGUGUGGAUAUCGCCGAGAUGGUGCUGAAUUCCGGCUGCUCUCUCUCCUCCGUUAACAUUCACGGCGACACGCCGCUGCACAUCGCUGCCAGGGAGGGCUACCAGGACUGUGUGACGUUGUUCCUCAGCAGAGGUGCAGACAUCGACGUCAUGAACAAAGAAGGAGACACGCCGCUGACCCUCGCCCGAACCGACACCCCAGUGUGGGUGUCGCUCCAGAUCAACAGGAAACUACGACGAGGAAUAACAAACCGUCUCCUCCGGACUGAGCGGAUAAUAUGCCGGGACAUCGCCCAAGGCUACGAGAACGUGCCCAUCCCCUGCGUGAACGGAGUGGACGAGGAGGGCUGCCCGUCCGACUACAAAUACGUCUCAGAGAACUGUGAAACGUCGGCCAUGAACAUCGACCGGAACAUCACGCACUUACAGCACUGCAGCUGCUCUGACGACUGCUCCUCCAGCAACUGUCUCUGUGGACAGCUCAGCAUCCGGUGCUGGUACGACAAGGACCAGCGGCUCCUUCAGGAGUUCAACAAAAUCGAACCUCCGCUCAUCUUUGAGUGCAACAUGGCGUGCUCCUGUUACCGCAGCUGCAAGAACAGAGUGGUUCAGGCCGGCAUCAAAGUCCGACUGCAGCUCUACAGAACCGAGAAGAUGGGCUGGGGGGUCCGAGCCCUGCAGGACAUCCCCCAGGGAAGCUUCAUCUGCGAGUACGUUGGAGAGCUGAUUUCUGACGCUGAAGCCGACGUACGAGAAGACGACUCCUACCUGUUCGACCUGGAUAACAAGGAUGGGGAGGUGUACUGCAUCGACGCCCGUUACUACGGCAACAUCAGCCGCUUCAUCAACCACCUGUGCGACCCGAACCUCAUCCCGGUGCGGGUCUUCAUGCUGCACCAGGACCUGCGCUUCCCGCGCAUCGCCUUCUUCAGCUCGCGGGACAUCCUGAGCGGGCAGGAGCUGGGGUUCGACUACGGCGACCGCUUCUGGGACAUCAAGAGCAAGUACUUCACCUGCCAGUGCGGCUCGGAGAAGUGCAAACACUCGGCCGAGGCCAUCGCGCUGGAGCAGAGCCGGCUGGCUCGGCUGGAGGCCGGCUCGGAGUCGGGGGGCGACUGCGGGAUGAUGAUGGGAAGCUCGUGAGGCGAGGGCGCCGUUUGAAGCUCCUCGUGUCGAGGCGAACAGACGGUGAAGGAAAGAACUACAGUUUGCGUUUGACACGUCCUCUAUCAAAGCUGCCACUUUAUCACCUGCAGUCAGAAUCUGGACUUCUACAUUUUAGAGAAUCACAUGACUGAGUGUGUUUGGGUUUUCACACAUUUCAUUUGUGCCACCUCGUCGUUUUGGGACCAUGUGAAGCCUUGACCCGGACAGACUUGUGUAGAACCCGGUUAGGACUCGCGUACUCGUCUGUUGUGUUGUAAUGUUGCCAUUUUCAUCUUUAUUUUUAUACACAGUCGCGUCUUCUUCCUGAGUAAUAAAAAUAUUGAAAGAUGUUUUUUGUUUUAUUGUAUUUAGCAGGAUUUCUGUGUUUUUUCCACAUAAAAAUAAACACAUUUUGUCAUUUCUGGACAAUUUUCCUAUCUUUGUAAAAACCAUAAAUGAAAUAAAAAAUUGUAGAUUUAA